CUGCACAAUUAAUCGAAUUUCUAAUCGCGAUCACGAUUACAGAAGCCACGAUUACGUAAUCGUCCAAAGCCGCGAUUACACAAAAAAAAAAAAAAAAAAAAAAAUCUGCGCGCAUAGGAGGCGUGUUUAGAUCAUGUCAGGUUGUGAGUGGCGAAUCACCACUUUUAAUAAUAGUCUGUAGGCGUGUCAUUAUCAACGACCAGAUUAUCCACUGAUACGUCUCAUGUCAUGUUAAUUUCAUCAUGUCUGCUGAUAGAACAACAUCCGAUUCCGACAACGUGCAAAGUGCUCAUCCACAAUUAGAACCGAAAAGAAAAGCAACAUCAGUGGUGUGGAAUUAUUUCGGAUUCACCAGAGAUGAUGUCGAUCAGCGUGUUAUACUGUGUAAAUUGUGUCGAUCAACUGUUUCUGCACCAUCAAGCAACACCACAAAUUUAUACAACCAUUUAAAAUUCAACCACAGAGUGCAAUACGAGGAGUGUCUCAGCGUAAAAAAAAAAGCGCCAAGUGAUGCGAGAACUGCAACACAGACACCCAUCACGAAAUCUUUGUUUAAUGCUACUCCGUACCCGGCAGGUUCCCAAAAGCAGAUCGAGAUAACUGAAGCGAUCGCGCAUUUCAUUGCAAAAGACAUGGUGCCGAUUAAUACAGUUUACAGCGCGGGGUUUAAAAAACUCAUAAACACACUGGACAAGAGAUACGUCAUCCCCUCCCGCAAUUAUUUUUCUCAAGUUGCGCUGCCUUCGCUUUAUUCAAAAUGCCGGGAAAGCAUUGAAUCAGAUCUGCAGAAAAUUGAGUUCUAUUCCACCACGACUGAUUUAUGGUCGAGUAGAACUAUGGAACCAUAUAUGAGCCUUACGGUUCAUUACAUUGAUGACGAGUUUCAACUCAAAACCAGAUGCUUGCAAACGUCCUAUUUUCCGCAAGAUCACACCGGGGAUGCGAUUGCUCAAGGACUGAAAGAGAUGCUGGGUGCCUGGGAUUUAAAGGAGGAGCAACAAGUCUGUGUCACAACAGACAACGCAGCAAAUAUAGUGAACGCUAUUGCUAUCAAUAAGUGGAGCAGACUUCAGUGUUUUGGACACAGGCUGCACCUAGCAAUUGAACAUUCUUUGAAAGAUGGACGGAUUGACCGUGCACUAAAUGUCUGCAAAAAGGUGGUAGGGUGCUUCUCCUAUAGCUGGAGACGAAGGAGGGAGUUAUCCGAGGCCCAGAAAGAGCUCAAGUUACCUCAACACAAGCUCAAGACUGAGUGUCCGACAAGAUGGGGCUCAAAACAAGCAAUGAUCGCCAGGGUAUUGGAACAACAGAGUGCCAUUUCUUUUGUUCUCUCCGCGGACAGAAAAGCCAGACACCUUGUCCCCACAUGGCAGGAUGUAGAGGUCCUUGAGGCGGUCAACAACUCCCUUUCUCCACUUGCUGAAUUCACGGAUGCUCUUUCAGGAGAGCAAUAUGUAAGUGUGUCAUAUGUGAAGCCUGUUCUUCAUUUGUUCAACAAUAAAAUCUUGGCAGAGAAAGAGGGAGAAACAGAACUGUCAAAAUGCAUCAAGAAAAAGAUCCUGGACUACCUGAAUAAUAAGUAUGAUGAUCCACUGACUCAAGAAUUGCUUGACAUGGCUUCUGCAAUUGAUCCCAGAUUCAAGCUCAAGUACGUCAAUGAGAACAGAGUUGAAGCUGUCAAGACUCGUUUGAGAGCUGAAAUGGCAUCAAUAUCUACUACAGUCAAGCCUCAACCAUCGGUGACUGUUAGAGAGGAAGCAGAUGACCAAAAUGCUCCAGCACUAAAGAAGACCAAAAAAACACUGGGCAGCUUCUUUAAAGUAGAUGAGGACCAGAGGCCAGCAUCGCCAUCUCUCAAUCUCCAAGACAUGGCCAUUACUGCAGAGCUACAGUCUUAUUUUCUAUCUGCUGCUGUUGAUAGUGAGGAGGAUCCUUUGGUCUGGUGGAAGGAACAUGCAAAACAAUUCCCAGCACUAUCCAAGUUGGCACAAAAGUAUUUGUGCAUUCCUGCCACAAGCUCUCCCUCGGAAAGAGUAUUCAGCACUGGAGGAAACAUUGUGAAUUGUUUGCGUGCAUCCCUAAAGCCUGAAAGUGUGGACAGGCUUGUGUUCCUAGCCAAAAAUCUUUAAAAGUCUAACUUGAUGUUGUUCAUUCCUGAAACCUUGAAGUGUUUUUAUGUCUUGUGUUCUAGGCCAAAAUACUUCAUAUGGCAAACUCAGUUUUUUUCUUUCUACAGGUUAUCUUGAGUUUUUCUAUUGUUUUAAUUUUAGUUUUAGUAUAAUACCAUGCAUACUAUUGCAUAUUUGCACUUUUUUUUAUUUAAAGAAACCAAACCAAUGUAGAAAAGCAAUAAAAGUUUUUCAGGAAGAGUGUUUUCAGCUUGUUUUUUUUUUUAUAUAUAUACAAAUAUGGCAUGAAGUUGCUUUAAACAUGGUAUAAAGCUACUUAAAACAUCAAUCAAAUGUAAAUUGUAAUAAUCGUAAUUAAUAAUCGCAAUUACAAUUUCAAAGGAAUAAUCGACAAUUAUGAUUUUUGUCAUAA
Molecule: messenger RNA, 2541 nt
Organism: Carassius gibelio (silver crucian carp)
Lineage: Eukaryota; Metazoa; Chordata; Actinopteri; Cypriniformes; Cyprinidae
Product: E3 SUMO-protein ligase ZBED1
Exons: 3
Coding region: 243-2129 (628 amino acids)
Molecular function (GO): protein dimerization activity; DNA binding
Source: RefSeq, a predicted model, not a curated record